Messenger RNA from Bactrocera neohumeralis, 2128 nucleotides. Its product is annotated as myosin light chain kinase, smooth muscle-like. Gene Ontology annotation, molecular function: axon guidance receptor activity. The record is from RefSeq and is a predicted model, not a curated record. The transcript has 4 exons. Bases 392 to 1294 code for a protein of 300 amino acids. Lineage: Eukaryota; Metazoa; Arthropoda; Insecta; Diptera; Tephritidae. Gene Ontology annotation, cellular component: neuronal cell body; plasma membrane; axon. Gene Ontology annotation, biological process: homophilic cell-cell adhesion; synapse organization.
AGUAAAUUCAAUACUGAUUAAUAUUCGUUUUAAAAAAUUGAACGUCUCAUAUUUAAUAAAAUUUGCAUUAAUGUGUCUCUUCUAACGUGCGGUAAUAGAUCGGAAGUAUAUAGAACACCCACUGAAGCCAGCUCCGUCACCCAUCAACACGAUCCGUAAAUUCACAUCCAGCUCCUCCUUGAAUCAAUACAACGGCUCUUCUUCUGCUGUACAACAGAGUACAAAUUACUCUUCCACCAGCCAGGUCAACAUUCACAAUUCAAGCUCCAUCAACUCUACCAGUACCAGCAAUAAAAAGAAAUAUAACAGCAACAGUUUAAAUACGUUAGGAAGUCCAUCUAGAUCUCGCAGCGCUACCAAAGAGCUAAUUUUGCCUCCUGAUGAUGCACUUAUGUGUAAGCCCGUGUUCACGAAGUUGCUACAAGAUCUUUCUAUAAAUGACGGUGAUAAGUUGUUUUUAGCUUGUCAUGUUAAAGGAGACCCUGAGCCACAGAUAACGUGGGCUAAAAACGGCAAGCUUAUUUCAUCAUCAGAUAUUAUGGACUUAAAAUACAAAAAUGGGGUAGCAACGCUUACUAUACAUGAAAUUUUCCCAGAAGAUGAAGGCAUAUUUACAUGCACUGCUACGAAUUCUAUUAGCGCUGUUGAAACUAAAUGCAAGUUAACUGUUAAACCUUUAGAUAAAAAUGCCAGUAAACGACAGAUAAGCAGUUCCAAACCACCAAAAAUUGUUAGCCACCUGGAGUCACGUUUUGUGAAAGAUGGUGAGAUGGUAACACUAGCAUGCCGUAUUAUAGGCGCUGAACAUUUCGACGUAGUUUGGCUGCACAACAACAAGGAGAUCAAACCAAGCAAAGACUUCCAAUACACCAACGAGGCUAAUAUUUAUAAGUUACAAAUAGCUGAAAUAUUUCCAGAAGAUGGCGGGACGUACACAUGUGAGGCAUUCAACGAUGUAGGCGAAUCGUUUAGCACUUGCACUAUAAACGUACUCGUACCUGGCGAAGAACCCAAGCAACCCAUAUUUGUAAAGUUUCCAAGUUCAGUAACAGUUCCGGUAGGUGAAAGAUGUGAUUUCGUUUGUGAAACCCAGGUUGAGCCAUUACAGAUAACAUGGCUCAAGGAUGGCAAGCCAAUAAAUGAAAACAGCACAAAGUAUAGCUUCAUCAAAGACGGUAAUCGUUAUAAAUUUGUUCUUGAAAAUUGUUCCAUGGAUGACGUGGGUCAAUAUCAAGCAAAAGCAAUUGGUAAAAAGAGUGAGACUUUCAGUGCUUUCUCUAUUAAUGUCGACUGAAUAAAAAUCAAUAAAAAUGUAACUAAUUACCUAGUUUUAGAAAGAAACGAAAACUAAAAAUAUAAACCGAAAUGUUAGUUCAAAUAAGUAUAUUUAUCAUAUAAAUCACUCUCUUUUUCCAUCGCAACCACGUAACAAUGUUUGAUAAAUAUCGACUUACUUCUGGUAUUUUAAAAAACUUCCAAUACCUACUUACAUAUGUCUAAGAUGCACAUCUGUAGUACAUACGUAUACUUUUACGUAAAUACAUAAGUAUGUAUAUCAUGGCGAUAAUGGAACUAACAUUGCUCCGAACAAGCAAAUUAUUAUGUAUUUAUAUUUACAAACAUAUAUAAAUAGCACAAUAAUAAUUUAACGAUGCUAAAAGAUGUAUACACUGCCCUAUUCGAAAAUUAAUUUAUUAUGUAUUUGGCAUCCUCGAACGAAAAAAACACUUUAACAACUGUGAGAAUAAAAUCUAACUGCGUAAUAAUUAUAUUAAUUGGCAUAUCAGGUUACCUACAUAAGAUCUAAUAUAAACAUUAUAUAUGUACUUGUAUAUAUAAUUAUACACUGUCAUAUACGUGUACUAUAUAUUUACAUACAUAUAUGCGCAUUAUCUUGCAACCUAUAUACAUAUAUAGAUAUGUAUUUGCUUACUCUUACAACUUUUCCAAGACAGUGAUUAACUUAGUUAAACUCUAGAAUGUUUUUAUGAAAAUCAGGUUGUAUGCUGAAUUGCUUUACAUGCUUAAUAUAUUUAGUUUUUAAAUCUAUAUAUUUUGUUUGACUUACGCUUUAGGUAUGCUCUUAAAAAUUUAAGCUAAUUAAAAUAAAUGGGGAAACAACACAAAA